CUGGGUGAAAUAUUGGCAAACAGAUAUGGUCUCCAAGUGGCUCCACAUCUUGGUGCUACUGCUCUUGGGUCUUGCGACCUCUGGGACCACUUUACUGCGCUCCGAGUCGCCAAGACGGCAGUUGAGCUGGUGGCACAAACAGUACUACCAGUCGCUAUGGCACCAGAGGCUGCGGUUUACGACGACUCCCCGGCCAGGAGCCACUCCCGAAUCCGAUGGAACCAGGUUGGUGUAUCCCUGCUACUGCUAUAAGCCAACUGCCGAGGGCUGGGCCACCGCCAGUCCGGUGGAGCAGCGGAUGGUCGAGACCAAGGAUGUGUUCUUCUUGAACAAAUAGCAAGGGAGAUGAGCAGAUGUACACGGCGUUAUGCAGCUGAAAUAAGCCAGGUAACCAGGCAACCAGGUAACCAUUUAAAGUGUUCAUUUAGAAAAGUAAAUAAACUCGUUCUGGCUUUUCCAGCCAAUCUGUCUAAA
Drosophila erecta is the source of this 474-nucleotide messenger RNA. RefSeq lists its product as uncharacterized. The transcript is spliced from 2 exons. NCBI's taxonomy places the organism in Eukaryota, Metazoa, Arthropoda, Insecta, Diptera, Drosophilidae. The coding region runs from base 26 to 337 and encodes 103 amino acids. The record is from RefSeq and is a predicted model, not a curated record.